Messenger RNA from Trichomycterus rosablanca, 2121 nucleotides. RefSeq names its product zinc finger protein 91-like. NCBI's taxonomy places the organism in Eukaryota, Metazoa, Chordata, Actinopteri, Siluriformes, Trichomycteridae. Gene Ontology annotation, molecular function: DNA-binding transcription factor activity, RNA polymerase II-specific. The record is from RefSeq and is a predicted model, not a curated record. Gene Ontology annotation, cellular component: nucleus. The transcript is spliced from 5 exons. Bases 107 to 1306 code for a protein of 399 amino acids. Gene Ontology annotation, biological process: regulation of transcription by RNA polymerase II.
CGUUUCGGUCCACUUGCGCCCCCUUGAAACCUAUUUGAAUGACUUGUUGGUGUUGAUUUACUUCUAUAAACGUGCACAGGGUGUACAGAUACUUCUGCUCUACAGAAUGGAUUCUGAUAUACUGAAGAUUGAGGAGAUUGUAAUGGGAGGUGGAGAGACCGCCACAGCUGCUGAUCUGAAUGCUGAAAAACUAGAGCAGCCAUACACCACAAUAGUCAUUCAAAAUCCUUCAGCACCACCCACCAUUUCAUCAUACCAACAUGAGAGCCUACAGUGUUUCCAGUGUUUCAUAACAUUCUGUAACUCCAAAGCCAAAGAACGGCACAUGAAAAAGAGUCAUCGGGAGGAAUACAAACAGCAGUUGCAGCAGUGCGACACACUCUUCACCUGCUACGUGUGUGACCGCACUUUUCCAUCCUCUGAGGAACUAACACAGCAUCAGUCCACCCACAACAAAGAAGAGAAGCCCUUCAAAUGUGUUCACUGUAGAGAGUGUUUCCGUACAUUCUCAGAGUUGACCACACACCGGCGGCAGGUGUGUCCUGAGCGUCAAUUUACAUGUAAAGAAUGCAACCAGACUUUCCGUAGUCCAGCACUUCUUCGUACUCACCGUCUGUCCCAGCACCCUGCACAGCCAGAGGGAGAUGAUGCUGAUGACCCCAACAAAACCCAUCGCUGUGGCAAAUGUGGCAGGGGCUACGAAGAAGAGGCCGAACUGCUGCAGCACCAAGAGAACCAUGCAGGAAAUCAAAACUGCAAUGGCAGCGGACCUGUCAAGAGGCGUGGUCGACCACCCAAAGCUGAAAUAGUAGCAGCUGGAGAAAAGAAACAAAGCAAGACCGAAGAAGAUGAAAUGACUGAGAAGACAGAGGACACACCUCUGGCACCAGCAGAAGCUGAAACGAAGGACAAAGCAACGGUGAAGCGGGGGCGUCCACCAAAGUCCAGCGUGCAAGAUCCCAACGCUGACGAAGAAAAACCUGAUGCCAAGAAAGCAAAAGCUUCACCUCUGGCUGCUCGCCAGAUCCCUUGCUCAGAAUGCGACCUUUCUUUCCCCUCAGUGGUCCUACUGCGGGCGCACAAGAAGGAGAAGCACACACAACGGAAAGCUUAUCCAUGUCAAGAGUGUGAGGAGAGCUUCAACCGUCCUGAACAGCUGGAGGCCCACAUGUCCCGUGCGCACCAGGCCGGUCGUUACUGCUGUUCAACCUGUGGCAAGAGCUUUGGUCGGGAGAGCAACCUUAAAAACCACCAACAGACCCAUGAAAAAGAGGAUGAAAAGCCAGCUGGACGUGGGAAGAGAUAAGUUUGGCAUGGAAAAGCAGCAGUAGUUUGAUGGAAAGUUUUUAAAAGUGGACUUUAGAGGAACAACAUGUUUUUUUGUUAAGUUUAAAUAUGAUUUUGAUUGUUUUAGUGGGUGGGUCUUUUUUAGAUUUUUGUCAGAAGUGUAAAGCAGAAAGUCCAGUGUGGCCUCCUGACAUUCUGAUGUGUUUUGCAGUGUGGCAUGGUGUAUGAUUUUGGCCAGUGUUUCUUAAAGAAUAGUUAAGGCCAGUAUACUUACUCUGCUAAUUUAAAGAAAAUGUUACUGGUAUUGACUGCUUAAUUAUUUGUACAAAACUGUGUUUAAAUUUGUACAAUCAUCUCUUUGGCUACACCUCUGAUUCAAUGCAAGUUUUGCCUAUUUCUUUCAACCAGUAAUUAACAGUCAUUAAUCAACAGUUUACAGUUAACUAAAAGGCUUUUGGGGUCAUUAAAAAGCCUGUGGUCUCGAGGCACACUGGUUCAGACCACAAAUAAAAAACAGAUGUGUAGCAGAAUAAAACCCAUGGCUUAUACAUGCUGAUAUCAACGGUCCUAAACCUGAAAAAGUUGUAGCAACACGCUUUGCAUCACCUUUUAUUAGUCUAUUUUAAUAUCUUUUUUUUUUUUUUUAAUAAUCCUGUUUUAACAUUCAUUUUUAGAAGUGUGUGUGUUGCAGAGUGAUCUUGUACCUGAAUGAAUUUAGUAAAUCGGCAUCAUUUCAUUUUCUGUAGUAACACGAUGUUAGUUCUAACUUUUCUAUCUGUGGCUGAAGAUUCUAACCUGUGUAAUAAACAAACGUAUAUAAAAUCACCAAUCCUA